This is a messenger RNA of Vicia faba (fava bean), 1117 nucleotides long. Lineage: Eukaryota; Viridiplantae; Streptophyta; Magnoliopsida; Fabales; Fabaceae. The record is from the annotation of a GenBank genome assembly.
GAGACGCAAUUCAAACGAAAAUAGAAGGUGGAUUUCUGUUAAAUCAUACUUAUGUGGCAAUGAAUUCAAUUCAGUCCUUGCAGAAGAAGAUUCAGCUUCAAUCAAGAGUUCUGAAGUCACAAUUACACAGUCUCUUCAACAAGAUUUCGCCAGUGAUAAAGAAGAUACCAAGAGUGAAGAAACUGUUGAGAAUGCAAUAGAGAAAAAACCAAAUUCAAACCCAAAACCAUUGAAUGAAGAAGAAGCAGCUAUUAUAAUUCAAUCAGCAUAUAGAAACUUCAAGUUAAGGUGUAAAAAUGAAGAAAUCGUGAGGUCGGAAACUCGUGAAGAGAAGCUCGAUUUAUUAACGGAAAGUCCGGAUAGGAAAUCUAUGGCUACAUCAGUUGAUGUUCAAACUGGAAAUUCCAAUGAAGUUUUCUCACUUGAAGGAGAAAGUAUGAGCAUUUACAAUCAUAUUCAGAACAGGAAUAGAUCAAGAGGAAUAAAGCAAAAGGAAGAUUGGGAUGAUAGCACUGUGAGUAGCAAUGUUUCGAAAAUGAGAAUGCAGAACAGAAUGGAGGCAACAACAAGGAGAGAAAGAGCAUUGGCUUAUGCUUUCUCACAACAGCUACGAAUAUGUUCAAAGAGAAAACUAGCAAAACAUAACAACAUGGAACAAAAUAUGAGCUGGAGUUGGCUUGAAAGAUGGAUGGCAACUCGACAUCAAGACACUUCAUCGGUUGAAAGCCAUGCUAUGAAUCAGUAUGAGAAUUUCACCAAUGAUAACAAACUCACUAUAAAGACGAGAUUUUUAGAUGGUGCUGGUGGCGAGGAAAAAGAGAGUUGUGGAUCAAAUGAAGUGCCGAUUCAUUUUGAUAAUUAUUCGAUAACUUCACAUGAAGAAAAGGUUAGCAACUUCAAAUUAACAACUACAAAGACAAAUUUCAAAGCUAGAAGAACUGUGUCCAGGAGGAAAACUGUACCAAGUUACCAAUUUCAUGAUGAGCAUUCAAAGGUAAGCAUUAAAGAUGGUUCAAGCAAUGGUAGUAAGGAUAGUAAGCAAAAAUCAAAGCAAGACGGUAGCAAAACAGAAAUGAGUCAAAUGGCAAUUAGCACUCCCAAAAUUUCAAAUGAGUGA